This is a messenger RNA of Momordica charantia (bitter melon), 3013 nucleotides long. NCBI's taxonomy places the organism in Eukaryota, Viridiplantae, Streptophyta, Magnoliopsida, Cucurbitales, Cucurbitaceae. The record is from RefSeq and is a predicted model, not a curated record.
AACCCAGUUCGAAUGGGAUGUUGCCGUCGCCGAUAAACCCAUAAACCCCACAACGAGAAGCAACGGCGGCUGAAUUCGCCGGAGACCGGAAAUUUGCUUUUGCUGUUGCAGUUGCAGACCUUUCGGAAGCCGAACCUCAAAUGCGUUCCAAAUCCAAAAAUCUAAGCUCACUAUUCCGCUCCGCCAUUGCAGCUUCAAAACCUUCACAGAACCUCCAAGAUGCGGCUCUCAAAGACUACGUCUCCACCAUCGACCCCUUUUCUCCCAGCACCUCUCUCUCUAAAGCCAUCGAUUAUCGAUAUAUCAAGUCCGCGAACUCCAAGAAGCCUCCCCAGAAGCUCAAUUCUGAUGUUCAAUUUCCUGCUCUCGUUUUGGAAGAGCCUUCAGGGUCUGGGGAUUCUAUGAAGCAUCUAACCAAGGCAAUAUCUUCCAUUCUGUGCGAAGGCUCAUCUGUCAGCUCUCGUGAUGCACAAGGAAAUGGUGAUGAUAAAUCUGUGGAAAAAUUAUUAGACAUACCGUGGUUUUCCAAGAUAUCCAAUCAUAGCAUAUCAUUUCGUCGCAGAGAGAUAUCCCGUGAAAGAAAGCAAAAAUGGAUUUUCAAAAGUAGCCAAAGCAACAGAUUUAAUCGAUUAGUUAGAAAUUGCGCACAGAAGCUGGGGACUGAUGUUACUCUUGAAGUUUUUGGUAAAUUGGGACGAGAAACUGGUGUGAAAGAAUACAAUGCACUUAUGGAUAUAUGUUUAGAGAAAGCUAAGACAAGUAAAGACGUGGAGAUUGUAUUGGAACAGAUUGCCAAGGUUUAUCAGCUAUUUAAAUUAAUGAAAGAACAGGGUUUUCAAAUAGAAGAUGAAACUUAUGGUCCAGUUCUUACAUAUUUAAUUGAAAUGGACAUGAUGGAAGAAUUUGAUUUUUUCUGUGAGGCUAUAAAAGAUGGACAUCCAGGCUCGUAUUCUAGGUUGGGUUAUUAUGAGAUGUUGUUCUAUGUUAAAAUCAACGAUGGAGAAAAAGUUCAGGAGCUUUGUAAGCAUGCUGCAACUAAUGAUGGAGUGGACAAAAAAUUAUUUGUUGGCCCUCUGCGAAUGUGAGCAGAAGAACGAAAUUCUGCAGAUGCUGGAAAUUAUAGACAUCACAAAGCUUUCAUCAACUGUACUCGCAGUUAACAUCUUCGAAUGCUUAGCGAGGCUAUCACUUCAUUCUUUUGCAGAGAAGUUGCUUGUGGCAUUUAAAACUUCUGGGACUGGAGCAGGGAAUAUCCCAUACCUUAUUUAUAGUUAUGCUGUCAGCAUUCCAAAUUUAGCGAUUGAGGAUAUGGUUUCAAAAUUCAAGAGCUUGCACUCCAAGUUGGACAUCAAGCCCUCAUCUACUUCAUAUGAGAAGCUCAUUCAUUAUUGUUGUGGUUCAUUUAAGGUGCACAUGGCUCUUGAUAUAGCAAACGAAAUGUGUGAUGCAGAUUUCACACCAUCAACUGACGUCUUGCACUCCAUUUUACAUGCCAUGGAUGAAGGUUGUGAGUUUAAUUUGGUUCAUCAAGUUUAUUCACUCAUAUGUCGCCACAACCUAAAGCCAGAUUGUGAAACCUUCAGGAGCAUAAUAAGUCUGCGUGUGAAGAUGAAAGAUUUUAAUGGUGCCUUUGACAUGCUUAAGGAAUCGGAGAAAAUGAACUUAACUCCUACUUCUAGCAUGUACAAUGCUAUCAUGGCUGGAUACUUUCGAGAGAAGAACACUUCUGGUGCAUUGAUGGUUCUCAAGCAAAUGGAACUUGCAGAUGUAAAACCAGAUUCUAAAACUUUCAGCUAUUUGAUCAGCAACUGUGAAUGCGAGGAGGAUAUUAUCAAGUACUAUGAAGAACUGAAGAGUUCUGGAAUUCAAGCGACGAAGCAAAUUUUCAUGGCGCUUAUAAACGCAUAUGCUGCUCAUGGACAAUUUGAGAAGGCAAAACAGGUUAUAUUGGAUGAAGGAAUACCGAUGAAGAACUUGAAUGAAAUUAGAAGUGUGCUAGUCUCUGCUCUUGCUUCAAAUGGGCAAACGUCUGAUGCCCUGAAAGUUUAUGAUGAAAUGAAAGAAGCUGGAUGUGAUUUGGAGCCAAAAGCUGCCAUAAGUCUUAUUGAGCACUAUCCACUUGAUGGGCCAUUGAGUAGAAUGCUUCAGUUACUUGCUGAAUUGAAUGGUCUUGACGACUGGAUAGAUUGUUGCCGCAGAAUUAUCUUAUUUUCCUUAAAACACAACGAUUUAAGUUCAACUCUUGAUCUGUUGAAGCAGCUCAGUUACAGAUGCUGUAACGAUGAAGUGAUUAUGAGAGUCGCUUUUGAUGAGGUUUUCUCCUUCAUAACGGAGUCUGAUCCUACAUAUUUAGAAACAGGCCUGCUAUUGCUUCAAUUCAUAAAGAAGGAUCUCGGUCUAUCGCCUCCGCGGAGAUGCCUCGACUUUCUCCUUGGUGCUUGUGCUAAUGCCAAAGAUGCAGAGAGCUCUCGCCUGGUCUGGAAAGAAUAUAAAAAAGCUGGCCUCCCUUACAAUACCAUUAGUUUCUUGAGGAUGUAUCAAGCUCUUUUGGCAUCUGGGGACCAAACAUCUGCAAAAGUUUUGCUCGAUAAAAUCCCGAAAGACGAUACUCAUGUUUGCUCCAUAAUCAAAGAAUGUGAAAUGGUUUAUGGUGCAUCUUCCUCAGUAAAGAAGACAAAAGGAAGAAACAAGAAAAAGAUGCUGAAAAUGAGCAGGACAGAAACGAGAAGUUAAUAGAGGAGUAGGAUUGGAAUGAAUUAACUUGCAUUUUUGGCUUCUAGGAGUAGGUAAAGAAGGGCUAGAGAUGAAUGUGAUGGCCUUUAUUUCCUGACUGAAGAACGUGAAAUAAAAUUAACUUUGUAUUCAUUUUUUCUUUUUGUUCAAACUGGAGUAGGAAAUAGAAUUAUCGGCUUUCGAGAUGGUAGUAGAUGUCUUUUUCACUGAACUACGGUCGAACUGGCACCUUGUAUUGAUUCAACUAUUUUAAUAACAAGAAUCAAAUUUAGUUUUAUAA